AUGAGUAUUCCAGAUUUUCGCGUAGUUGUUGCUAUUGCUCAUUGUGUAAAUCCAGAUAUCACUGUAAACGAGUCAUGGCCUGGACGUGACAAAACACGAUUUAAAGCUCCAAAAAACAACACUGUAUUACAAUACGAUGAUAAUUCAUGGGAUGUAAUUGCAUGGGGAUAUGAAGCAUUGGCUCGAGAGCCAAGGAAAAAAAUUAGGAUUGUUUCAAAACCGGAACCAAAACCAGUAGAACGUUUUAAAUUGCAUCUCGCGGAUUUAAAAGAUUCCGACAAACCCUAUCUCCCGCCAAACUUAGAUUAUCGAAAAGCAAUUUCAGACUUCCUAAAAUCAAUGAAACCACUGAUUUUGGAAACUCUUGUAAAUAUUUGGCCCAAUUUAAAAUUUCCUGAGCACGUAAGAUUGGUUUUUACUAUCCCGGCUGAAUGGAGUCCUGAAGCAAUUGGAAUAUUACAAGAUUGUAUACUUAAAGCAGGUUAUACGACAAAAAAUUCGAAGAAUAAUUUAGAGUUUACUACUGAACCCGAAGCUGCAGCAUUAUACUGUAUGGAGAAGUUGGAAGAACUUCGGUUAAGUGAAGGAUCAACUUUCAUGGUGGUAGAUUGUGGAGGUGGUACAGUUGAUUUGACAGUCAGAAAGUUAUUAUCCAAAAAUAAAUUAUCGGAAAUUACAGAACGUAGUGGGGACCUUUGUGGUUCAACUUAUGUUGAUGAUGAAUUUAUUGUUUUUUUGGAAAAUAAAUUUGGGUUUGGAGCUCUUGAUGAAUUUAGAAGAAACCAUUAUGAUCAAUAUCAAUAUCUAAUUCUCAAUUUCUUUUGUCCAAGGGUUAAAUUUGGAUUUGAUGGCAAUAACUCAAGUUUUAGAACAAUUGAUUUGGACAUUGAGAAAUUUUGUCCUGCUCUUAUGAAAUAUGUAAAUGAUGACAUUAAAGAAGAAAUGGAGCAAGAAAGCUUUACCGUAACUGAAACCUAA
Messenger RNA from Entrophospora sp. SA101, 978 nucleotides. The record is from the annotation of a GenBank genome assembly. Lineage: Eukaryota; Fungi; Glomeromycota; Glomeromycetes; Entrophosporales; Entrophosporaceae.